Sinocyclocheilus rhinocerous is the source of this 1799-nucleotide messenger RNA. Its product is annotated as 14-3-3 protein beta/alpha-A-like. The coding region runs from base 122 to 856 and encodes 244 amino acids. The transcript has 6 exons. The record is from RefSeq and is a predicted model, not a curated record. NCBI's taxonomy places the organism in Eukaryota, Metazoa, Chordata, Actinopteri, Cypriniformes, Cyprinidae.
UGUCAGCGUCAGCGGAAGUGGUACUGCCCUGAAUACCCCGAGCAGCGAAACGGAGGACAGCUUGAUACUCCCAUCGUUAACAGACACAAAUCAGGACUCGAAAUAUAUUUAAAUUUGUAUCAUGGACAAGAGCGACCUAGUGCAGAAGGCAAAGCUCGCUGAGCAGGCCGAGCGCUAUGAUGACAUGGCUGCUUCCAUGAAGGCCGUCACGGAGGGCGGCGUUGAGCUUUCCAACGAAGAGCGCAACCUGCUCUCCGUGGCUUACAAGAACGUGGUGGGCGCCCGCCGCUCGUCCUGGCGCGUGAUCUCCAGCAUCGAGCAGAAAACAGAGGGCAAUGAGAAGAAACAGCAGAUGGCACGUGAAUACCGUGAGAAGAUCGAGGCCGAGCUUCAGGAGAUCUGCAACGACGUGCUGGGUCUUCUGGAGAAGUACCUCAUUGCCAACGCUAGCCAGGCAGAGAGCAAAGUCUUCUACCUGAAAAUGAAAGGAGACUACUACAGAUACCUGUCUGAGGUGGCAUCCGGAGAAGCAAAGAAAACCACAGUGGACAACUCUCAGAAGGCUUACCAGGAUGCAUUUGAGAUCAGCAAAAAGGAAAUGCAGCCAACACACCCCAUCAGGCUGGGACUAGCACUGAACUUCUCCGUGUUUUACUAUGAAAUCCUCAACACCCCAGAGCAGGCCUGCAGUUUGGCAAAGACGGCUUUUGAUGAGGCAAUUGCUGAGCUGGAUACCUUGAACGAGGACUCCUACAAAGACAGCACCCUGAUCAUGCAGUUACUAAGGGACAACCUCACUCUGUGGACAUCAGAAAACCAGGGUGAUGAGGCGGAUGCUGGCGAGGGCGAGAACUAAAGGCGUUGCACUUCACUGUUAAAUCCACCUACACUCUUUAUCUUACACAUAUACAGCCCAUAAUUCCCUGCUCCAUCCAGUCCACCUCACCUUUAUCCACCUUUCUGUAUGACGAGCAGCAUGAAUUGUACCUGACCUACAAGUUUGUACCCCUGAAGCCACGAGUGGCAGGGUGAAGUUUGGUUUUUCCAAGGCUGUCUCGAACAUGUCUGUUUAUGUAUUUUCCCCCAGACGAGGGAAAAUGGUUGAAUAGUGGAAAUUAUUUCCAUCUUUUUCCCUUCCCAAAAUCCCUCCUAACAUUUUUAAAAGGCAUAUGUUCUCUGGUCUAGCAGGAUAUAAUGCAUUAUAAUGUCCCUCCCCACCCAUUUUUCCCUCCUCUGUCUUUUUUCUCCAAUAGUGUACUGGCAAUUGCUGGUUUUAUUCAAAAGGUUAUUAAACUCUCCAUUAAUUUAACAAACACUGUGACGUUUAGUUUUUCCUCCUGGAUAACUUGUGCUUACUAGUAGCAGUACAAUUCUGUUGCGAUCUCAUACAGAAGGGAUGAAAACAGGCUGUAUUGUGACACUGACUAACAUGCAUUACUAUUAUUGCUGUCAUGUGCGUGAUUUUGCAUACACGGCUAACGACGACAAAAGGGACCCGAGGUUUGCCAUUCCAUGUCUAUAUUCAGUUUUAAGUUUAAGACAUUCCAUCAGUAUGUGACCUUUCACGAUUACAGCCCUUUUGUGAACAAACUGGAGAGUUUCCUAAUGUGCUGUCAAGGAGGCAGUCAACAUAAAGGUGCUGUUUGACAUCAGUAAACGAUUUUCCUGGUUUGUUCUGUAAAUUUUUUUUUUCCCCCUUUUGCGUAAUAUUGCCCACACUUCCAUUUAAUAAAGAUGUAAAAUUGUAAACAUUUUAUAGGUAAAUAUAAAUUUGUCUUGAAACUAAAUGUUUGCAAAAA